GCUUUAAAUACUCCCCUAGCAGGUCGGUACAGAGCCCCCCCAGCCAGGUACUUACAGCUUACAGUACCUCCUAGGUAGGCACUUGGCGGUGGACUAAUAGUGGUCCGGCUCACUUAUGUGACAUGUCUCACCUCACCUUCGCAAUAACUCAAAUGCUGUUCCAAGCAAAGGCGAGAAUCGAGAGCCGUCGAUCCGCCAACACCCUCCACCACCACCGUGACACGCCGGCAAGCCGCCUUGGUGCUAUUGUCACAUCGACGUCGAUAUCCUAAAGCUUCAUACCCUCGAGUCUGGUCCCGACCUCGAUGCCGAGUCCAUCCGCGGCCAACGCUAUCCCCGUCGCCUCGAUGUGCUCGUUCUUGGGCCCCUUCUCCUUUCCAUUGUAAAUUCAUCCACUCAUUCAUUGAAUCCUAUCGACCACUUUUGGCCCUCGCUCGUUCACUCUUGCAUUUCCCGUUCGGCCUUGCCCUUUACCUACCUAAUCCCACUUAUAUUUUCAUCCAACCUUUUAUUUGCAUCACUUAACCCAUCUCCUUGACGCCCAUGUUCGAGCAUUGAAUUAAUCUUCAUCUCACUACACAAUGCCAUCUGAGAAGUCCCGCUACGAGCCGGCGCCGCCCAUACCGUCGUACGAGGAGGCCACGGCCGGCGACGCAUCAUCUUCCAGGUCGCCCUGGCCCCCAUCACCGUCGCCGUCCGCCGCAGACACAAGACCCGACCACGAAACGGAAGCUCAGUCGCUCCUCCGCCACAACAGACCGCUCAACCCAUCGAGGAGGGCGCCCGCAGGCUACCAACCCCCACAUGUCGAAACUGAUGAUGAAGGGUCAGACUGGAGCCUCGAAGACGACAGCGAUGAUAAUGAUGCCCAUGAAGCCGCCCAGGUGCGGCGUGAGAUGCAGGAGUUGGAAAUAGAAGACCCCCUUAGCGACUCGAACGCGAGCACAUCGUCUUGGACAAAACGGAUAAGCUUUUCGCGGUUCUCAUUACCGCGGUGGAAAUGGAGGUGGCGCUUACCACGGAUGACGGUUCGACUGCCUCGCCAAUCUGAUAAUGCAAACAACGAUGACAAUGACGACGAAACCGCCGAAUCGAACGAGACGAGAACGCGAUGGCGCUUCCCGAAGCUGGCUUUGAGCAGUCGCGAUGUCGUGCUCCUCAUUGGCCGGCUGCUUGCCCUCACCGCCGUCUUAGGCACUGUUUAUCUCCUCUUCGUAAGCGACUUGUUUGCCAACAUGUCGAAACGGCUCAACAACCAGAUGUAUGACCCCGAGGCUGUCCGAGAGUUCCUCCAGUUGAAGAUCGAACCGGAACAGAUAAAAGAAUCGUUAAGGCAUUUCACGAGUUAUGCGCAUCUUGCCGGUACUGAGGGAGACUAUGCGCUCGCCAUGGACAUACAUAAUGCUUUCGUGAAAAACGGCUUCGACCAAGUGGCCGUCGAUGAAUACUACGUUUACCUAAACUACCCACAGAAAAACGGUCGCCUUAUUGAGAUCAUGUCUGCGGAUGGGAAGAAGCCAAUUUGGAGUGCCAUACUGGAAGAGAAUGAUGUAGGGGGCGAAAGCGCAGGUCACCAGACGUACGCGUUCCAUGGCCACUCCAUGCCUGGAGAUGUCAAGGGUCCACUGAUAUAUGCAAAUUACGGCUCUCGUAAAGACUUUCAGAGACUUGCGGACCAAGGCAUCGAUACCAAAGGCGCUAUAGCGCUCGUCCGUCACCACGGCACGCAACAAAGCGUUGCGUUAAAGGUUAAAGCAGCGGAAAUGGCAGGGUUUGUUGGAUGUAUCGUCUACAGCGACCCCGCCGAUAAUGGUUUUGUCAAAGGCGAACCCGCGCCAAAGGGGCGCUUCAUGCCAUCUGAUGGUGUUGAGAGGGGCUCAGUAAGUUUGUCUAACUGGGUCAUCGGUGAUGUACUCACCCCGGGCUGGGAGAGCAAAGAGGAGAACCCUCGUAUGAAACUUGACCAGACCAAGGGGCUUGUACGCAUACCAAGCUUGCCAAUUGCAUGGCGAGAUGCACAGGUUUUACUACAGCAUAUCGAAGGAUUCGGUGAGCAACCCCCGAAGGGCUGGAGAGGCGGGGUCCCACAAGUGAAGUGGUGGACUGGCAACUCGUCUUCACCCAUCGUACGUCUCAGAAACGAACAAGAUGACAACGAGAAGCAGAAGAUCUGGAACAUCUAUGGCAAGAUUGAUGGCAUUGAACAGGAAGAAAAGUCUAUCAUCAUCGGCAAUCAUCGCGAUGCAUGGGCAUUCGGCGCUACGGAACCGAACUCUGGUACAGCCAUCAUGCUUGAGGUGGCGCGCGUUUUCGGCGAGCUUGCAGGCAAAGGCUGGCGUCCCCUCCGCUCCAUUGAAUUCAUGAGCUGGGACGCCGAAGAGUAUAAUAUGAUAGGGAGCACGGAGUUUGUCGAGAAGAAUCUCGAAGUUCUCCAAAAGCAGGCCUUCGCAUAUAUCAAUCUGGAUGGUGCUAUUUCUGGUCAGGAUUUCCAUGCCGCUGGCUCCCCUAUGUUUCGCAAACUAAUGAACAAGGUUCUGGGAAGAGUCUUCGACCCAGUCGCUAAUGAGACCUUGUACACCUUAUGGCAAGAUAGGAAGGCCGACCUCGAACCCCUAGGAUCUGAGAGUGACUAUGUUGCCUUCCAGGACAUCGCGGGAACUAGCUCAUUGGAUAUUCGCUUUGACGGAAAGCCACACCCACGCCACACUUCGUACGACAACUUUCAGUGGAUGGAAUCUAUAGGCGAUCGAGAUUUCGUGUACCACGGUUUACUCGGCCAGGUGCUUGCGCUUCUUAUCAUAGAGCUUGCCGAUAGGCCAGUUUUGCCCCUGGAUUUGGGUAAUUAUGCUUUCAGCCUGGACCGCUACUACCUCGGUCUAUGGCAAUGGGCUGAGAAGAAAGGCAUCAGCGGAGGCGUCAACCCAAAGAUCAUGCUGGAUCCCAUUAAGGAGGCGCUCAACCAUGUCAGAAAAUCCAUCACGCAGUUCGAGAGGUGGGAGCCAUACUGGGAACAGGCCGUUAUCGCGGCCAAUGGAUGGGAACCUGCCGGCCUGGGCCUCCGACGACUUGACUACAACAGUCGAAUGGCUGCUUUUGAAUCAGAUCUUCUCGAUCUCGAAGUCGGCGGUGGUAUACCCAACCGAACUCAAUUCAAGCACGUCAUCUUCGGCCCUCAGCUCUGGAACGAGUACAAAGACCCGUACUUCCCCGCCAUUAGGGACGUGAUAGAGGCACAGGACUGGCCGCUUGCGCAGGCUAUCAUUGACAAGACUGCUAAGAUUAUCGACUAUGCUGCUACGGCACUUGUCGCGGUAUGAUUGAGCAAAUUCAAUGCAAUGCAAUUUUACGGUCUUUUCUGCUUUUGCGUCUUGGUUCAUAUGUAUACAUGUUGUCGCCUGAACGCGAUUUCUCUUUUUUUUAUUUUCGGGUUGCUUAUAAUUAGAUGAAACGAUAGUUAUAGUCGAUACUGGGACUGACUUGACUGGACUGGUUUUGAACUGAUUGAUUGAUUGCAUGGCUCGGCGUUCCGGCGGCCCAUCCUGCCUCCUUACACUUGGUAUUUGUCCGCCACCACCCCGCCUUCUGCCGUCCCCUUGACUU
This is a messenger RNA of Xylaria bambusicola, 3600 nucleotides long. Its product is annotated as Zn-dependent exopeptidase. Gene Ontology annotation, molecular function: carboxypeptidase activity. The coding region runs from base 582 to 3317 and encodes 911 amino acids. The record is from RefSeq and is a predicted model, not a curated record. Lineage: Eukaryota; Fungi; Ascomycota; Sordariomycetes; Xylariales; Xylariaceae. The transcript has 2 exons.